GAGAGAGAGAGCGGGGAGAGAGGAAGCCUCAGCAGCCGCUGACUGUUCCCAGUCUGUCCGACAACAGCAACAAAGCAUGUCCGCUCAGCCCGGCGAGGAGCUCGGCUCGGAGGAGAGGUGGUUCGGGGACGAUUACGACAGGAACGGCCUGUUCGGGAACACAUCCGCCCGCUUCGACGAGCUGCGUCACGAAUUGAAGCCGAGAGGUGGUGACGCUGUGGGCGACCUGGAUCAACAAUUUCAUCCUUUCCAGGACGACGGGAAAAGGCCUCCCGUUGCUAUGGAAACUGCCUCUACAGAUGACCCCAUGUCUGGGCUGUUCCAGAAGCCCAUGAAUGAUGACGGUGACGUGUACACCUCGCUGCUCUCUACUCAGAGCCUCACAGCCGGCCGGGAAGCUUCUUACCUGUCGGAUGACCUCAAGUCGUCAAAGCCCUCCUCUGGCUCGUCCCUCUUGGAUCACUUCUCAGAUGACACCUUCAGCUUCAGCUCCAACACCAAGACGACUUCCAACCCAAUGGAUGACGCACCUAAAUCGUACAUGGGCUCAGACAAAACAGAAUCCUACAACUACAUGGAUAUCAGUCACGGCGAGGAGCGAUAUGACCAACAGCAGGGGGCCAACCUAAAUAAGAUCUCAACUGGCCACGACUUACUGGGUGGAUACAUGGAUAAAAGCCCAGAUGGAGAAGAAGACGAGGAAGACGAAGAAGAAAACCUGGGCCCAGCUUUGGGCUCCCACUCUUUCCCUUACGUGGAGGAGCCAUCCGACGAAGAGCCGGCAGACUACCGCUCUUUCCGAAACCUGGGUGGAACCCCUCAGACCGCCAGCCCGGUGAAGAUCACCUUGACGGAGUCGCAGCUUCCGGCCUUCAAGGCCGAGCCUCAGCAAGCUCCAGUCGGCGGGUCUGAGCGUGAAAAUGUCCUGAGCGUGGGCCUGCAGGGCGUUCCCACCGUGACUCUGUCAGAACCAGAGGAUGACAGCCCCGCCUCCACCCCUAAUGCUUCACCAACCCGUAAAGAUUUUUCUUCCAACGACAUGUUCAAGGCUGGAUCGGAGAGGUCUGCAGCUUCUGGGAGAAGUCCAGGCUCAAACCGGGAGCACGACGGCAGCAGCGCCGAGUCUGGAGAUUCAGAGAUAGAGCUGGUGUCUGAAGAGCCUCCCAAGACCAGAAGCAAUCCAUUUGCCGAAGCACCCAAAAGCAAGAGCAGCUCCAACCAGCCCAGCAACCCUUUCGACAACCCCCCAGUCGCCAAAGUGGGAUUUGGCCUUACCGGCGGCCCGGCUCCGCCCACAGCCUACAGCAUCCUUAGGGAGGAGAGAGAGGCCGAGCUCGAUAGCGAUCUGUUCAUCGAGUCUGCGUCUGAGGAGAGCCCCAAGAGAGAGGGCGUUAGUGGCCCCAAACAGGGAGUCACGUCUCCUUCCCCUCUUGUUCCCACCGCCGCUGCCCCCCGCAGUGCCAGUGAGGCAGUGGCCCCAGAGCCCACCAAAGCUGAGAGGGCCAAGCAGCCAAUGAAAACGGAAGAAGAUCGCUUCAGCAAACCUAAGCCCCCAACCGCUGCUGUGCCCCCAGAGGUGCGAUCAGAGCAACCCCACCACGAUGACACGCACAAGCUCAGUAAUGAGGGCAAAGGAAACCUGGGAAAGCCUGCAGCGUCAUUCCUUCUGAAAGAAUUCAGCAAACAAAAAGCAAUCGACCUCCUGUACUGGAGGAACGUGAAGCAGUCCGGCGCCGUGUUCAGCAGUGUGCUUCUGCUCCUGUUCUCCCUGACCCAGUUCAGCGUGGUCAGUGUUGGAGCGUACUUAGCCCUGGCAGCCCUCUCUGCAACCAUUAGCUUCAGGAUCUACAAGUCUGUGCUUCAGGCCGUGCAGAAGACCGAUGAGGGGCAUCCAUUCAAAGCUUACCUGGAGAUGGAAAUCGCUCUAUCUCAGGACCAGAUUAGUAAAUACGCCGACAAAAUCCUGCUGUACUCCAACACCUGUAUGAAGGAGCUCCGCAGGCUGUUCCUUGUACAAGAUCUGAUCGACUCUUUAAAGUUUGCAGUUCUGAUGUGGCUGCUGACCUAUGUGGGCGCACUCUUCAACGGGCUGACACUGCUCAUCUUAGUUGUGGUCUCCAUGUUCACCAUGCCUGUGGUCUACGAGAAACACCAGGCGCAGAUUGAUCAGUACGUGGGACUAAUACGGACCCAGGUCAACUCGGUGGUGGGAAAGAUUCAGGCAAAGAUUCCAGGGACAAAGAGAAAGGAGGAGUAGGCGCAUUCAUCACUGCAAAGCUGACAGUCCAGCUCGGUGAAAGGCUCAAUGCUGGAGGGCCUAAUCUUCAUCUGUGGGGCGUAGUGCUGUGUCAUCUUGGUGUUCUCUGAAAGCAUUCACUGGAGAAGCCAUCACUCUGUCUAAAGCAGUUUAAACACUAACACACAGUUACACGUAUGUGCAUAAUCCUGUUUCUAGAUAGACAAAUACACAAACUCAAAGACAAAAAAAGACUUUUUUGUGUUGCUUAUUACAACGUGCAUGAAGUCAGGCCUUGGGUAAAUAAUAUUUGACAUCUUUUGUGCAUUAAAAAAAGAAGGAAAAAAAAGACUUGCGCUACAUUUUUGCUUUGCAGUGCUGACCAAAAUGUUUGGCACAAAACUUCUGAAUGACCAACUUGCUCCGCUGACAGUGUUAAACAAAACUGCUUCAUGUUUGUGAGUUAGCAGAUGGGGGCUUUUCUUUUUGGUGUUUUCAAGCACAAAUAACUUGUGUCUUAGAUGUGGUUAUCGUAGGGUUUUUGCUUCUGUAUACCAUAAAGAACAAUACAUCCACUCACGUUUAAGUACUGUUGUACAAGUACUAUGAAAACAAGAAGUAUCUGUUGAUAUUUAGCUUGUUUGAUUAACUGUCCAACUUUGUACAAUGUUGAAUUAUACUCCAUAGUUCUUUAGAACCUGGACUCUAACUCUUUGCACUUAACAGUAUGUAUUUAAUUACGAUAAGACAAAUAAAUGUACCUUGAUGUAA
Molecule: messenger RNA, 3007 nt
Organism: Oryzias melastigma (Indian medaka)
Lineage: Eukaryota; Metazoa; Chordata; Actinopteri; Beloniformes; Adrianichthyidae
Gene: rtn1a
Product: reticulon 1a
Exons: 9
Coding region: 77-2257 (726 amino acids)
Biological process (GO): endoplasmic reticulum tubular network formation; neuron differentiation; brain development
Cellular component (GO): postsynaptic density; neuron projection
Source: RefSeq, a predicted model, not a curated record